CUGUCUACAACUGGACGUGCAAGGAUAAUCUCGCAUUCCCACUGGUGGUGGUCGCGGGGUUAGUCUCCCUCCUCGUAACACUUUGGACGGGGAGUGUGGCGUACCGACUAAGCAACGAUCGCAUAAUGAUCAACAGGGGACUGGUGUAUGUCUUCCAGGUCCAUGCGGCAGCCUUGUUGUCCAUCCCGAUACUCUGCGCAUAUGUGCUGAUGGAGGCGCAUCUUUUCACACCCAACACUGUCGUGCGAUCGUUGAUGGGCCUGUACCUGAGCUUUUGUACAUUCCUUCUAUUAUCUGCACUCCUAGCCCGUCAGAAACAGAUGGUGGAGCUGUUCUCUGAGUAUGAAUUCACUGAUGCGCCGAAAAACACCUACAGAAACACUGUAAUGUGUAUAGGGGCCAUAUACGUUGCUACAAACGUCGCUCAUCUGGUGUUGAUCUUGCUGACUGUGGACCCCGACUAUC
Sphaeroforma arctica JP610 is the source of this 465-nucleotide messenger RNA. RefSeq lists its product as hypothetical. The record is from RefSeq and is a predicted model, not a curated record. The annotation marks the transcript as partial. Lineage: Eukaryota; Ichthyosporea; Ichthyophonida. The transcript has a single exon.